GUUUUGCCAUGGACAAAGAUGCGGCAGCCCUGGUACUCCAAGCGCGUCACCGACAGUGUGUGGAAGAACUCUUCGACGACUAUGCGGAGGAUUUCGAUGAGCACUUGAGCUCCUUAGGAGGUCUACAUUGUGCAUGACGCAUGGAGGCUAUGAGGUGCCCCAGUUGCUGCUGUCCCUACUGCCGCAGCGAAAGUUCCAGCGCUCUGUUGACCUGGGUUGCGGCACUGGACUGGCUGGCCUGGCCAUACGAUCCCGAUGCGAAAGGUUGGAAGGAGUGGAUCUCUCUUCUCGCAUGGUCGAAAAGGCCGCGGAGCGGGAGAUCUACGAUGCUUUGCAUUGCUCCGAUCUGGUGGCAUUUCUGCGAAGACAAGAAACAGCGUCCUGUGAUUUGCUGGUGGCGACAGAUGUUGUGAUGUACCUGUACUCCAUUGAGCCCUUCCUCCACCAGGCGCGUCGCGUCCUCCGCGGCAGCGGUGUGCUGAUCUUCUCCACCGAGGCGGCGUCGGAGGCGGAGGCCGAGGCCCACGGCGGCACCGUGGAACGGGCCUCGGAACGCUUCGCGCAUGGGAGGAGUUUCUUGCUCAAGUCUGCGGAGGGGUUUGACCUGAUGGAUGUGAAAGAAGUGAACAUCCGCAGGCAGGGGACAUCGACAGUUCAGUGUAGUUCAGUGGUUGUUCCCCACCUGCCAGGUGAGGGUUGUUCCCCACCUGCCAGGUGA
Molecule: messenger RNA, 718 nt
Organism: Cladocopium goreaui
Lineage: Eukaryota; Dinophyceae; Suessiales; Symbiodiniaceae
Source: the annotation of a GenBank genome assembly